This is a messenger RNA of Pseudomassariella vexata, 1284 nucleotides long. RefSeq names its product kynurenine-oxoglutarate transaminase. Gene Ontology annotation, molecular function: pyridoxal phosphate binding; L-kynurenine:2-oxoglutarate transaminase activity. The transcript has 6 exons. Bases 1 to 1284 code for a protein of 427 amino acids. Gene Ontology annotation, biological process: biosynthetic process. The record is from RefSeq and is a predicted model, not a curated record. NCBI's taxonomy places the organism in Eukaryota, Fungi, Ascomycota, Sordariomycetes, Amphisphaeriales, Pseudomassariaceae. Gene Ontology annotation, cellular component: cytoplasm; mitochondrion.
AUGGCCACAGGUCUUCCGGCUAAGCUGAAGCCCGCCGCUCGGGUGGCUGGCCAGAGACAGGAUGUAUGGUCAAUCGUCAACGAAGCUGCGGCGGCAUCGCCGAAGCAGCCUAUCGUGAAUAUGGGUCAGGGUUUCUUCGGCUACAAUCCGCCCCCUUUCAUCAUCGCUGCGGCAAAGUCGGCCCUGGAUCGAGUCGACUGCAAUCAGUACAGUCCGACCAAAGGAAGGCCGCGUCUAAAGAAAGCCAUUGCGGAUGCUUACUCUCCAUUCUGGGGCCGGAAGUUAGACCCAGAGACGGAAGUCACGAUCACUACAGGUGCAAACGAAGGCAUGCUCAGCGCUUUUAUGGCUUUCAUCGAACCCGGUGACGAAGUCGUCAUCUUCGAGCCUUUCUUCGAUCAGUACAUCAGCAACAUUGAGAUGGCCGGCGGCAAAAUUGUCUAUGUCCCGAUGCAUCCUCCCCAGGACGGCGCAACCAAGACUUCGUCUGCAGCUGAGUGGACGGUGGACUUCAAUGAGCUGGAGAAGGCCAUAACUCCGACGACCAAGAUGAUUGUGCUAAACACGCCACACAACCCGGUUGGCAAGGUCUACUCGAAAGAGGAGCUUCAAAGGAUCGGCGACCUAUGCGUCAAGCAUGAAGUCAUAAUUUUGUCGGACGAGGUCUACGACCGGCUGUACUAUGUACCCUUCACGCGGAUUGCCACGCUGUCUCCUGAAAUCGAGCAACUGACCAUCACCGUGGGUUCCGCCGGCAAGAACUUCUAUGCAACCGGAUGGCGAGUCGGCUGGCUGGUGGGCCCUGCGCACUUGAUCCAAUACGUGUCUGCCGCCCACACCCGCAUCUGCUACUCCUCCGUCUCGCCCCUUCAGGAGGCAUGUGCCGUUGGCUUCGAACAAGCUGAGUCAGAAGGAUUCUGGGACGAGACAGUCAAAGAAAUGAAGGGCAAGAUGACGCGAUUCAACGAAGUCUGGGAUGAGCUCGGGCUGCCGUACUCGGAUCCCGAGGGCGGAUACUUUGUCAUGGUCAACACGAAGAAGAUCAAGCUACCGGAGAACUAUCCCUUCCCGCCCCACGUUGCCAGUCGGCCGCGGGACUUUAAGCUGGCUUGGUUCUUGAUCCAUGAGGUGGGUGUGGCUGCUAUCCCUCCGACGGAAUUCUACACGGAGCCCAAUGCCUGGUUGGCUGAGGAUUACAUGCGGUUUGCCGUGUGCAAGGAGGACGAGGUCCUCGAGACGGCCAAGGAGAGACUUAGGGGUCUCAAAAAAUACAUACAGGAAUAG